AUGGGCAAGCCGGACUUUCUGCCGCCUGCGUCUCCCGCAAAUGGACCUGUUACUCCGUUGACCGAGUCUGCAAGCUCCAUCUCUCUCAAUCCAACCACUUCCACAUACUCUGCCUCCAAUCUCGGCAACCAUCGCCAGACGUAUUUCGACGAUGAUCCCGCCGAAAUCGCUGCCGAUGACCUCCCUCCCCUCUAUGACGAGCACGAGAACGAUGCUGUUCCUUUCAUCGACCCUCUGGCCCCUGCCGCGGGCCCUGCAGCUACCGGCCUGACUAUUGAGCCAUUCAAGCGUGAUGCUCGCUCAGACACCGUCUAUUACAUGGACCCGCGCCUCGACUCCGAUCCCAAAUUCCUCAACGAAACCCUUGUCCACCUCUCACAAUUGCCUCCUCGGCCUUUUGCCCAAAUCCGCGGCACUCACACCGAGACUCGCCGAAAGUCAGAUGACAAGACCGAGCAGGUCACAGUAGUUGAUUUUGACAUUGAGAUCGAGCUCACACAUCUGCUUUACACCAACAUUCAAGAUCCUACAAAUGGGGCUUGGCGAGAAAUGCGAUCCGUCGGCAACCUCGAAAAGGUUCGCCGUGGAACCAUCUUCGCAACUCGUGCUCCCGGUUUCGGUGGUAGCGGUGGCAUUAUUGAGAAUGGCGAGCCCACCGUCGAGGAAUGGUGCCACCGCUUCUGCGCCAGCCGAGCUGGCCUCAAGAACAUGGCUUUUGAGCGCCGUGUUACCGGCUGGGACUGGGAUUAUUUGAAGAAACAUCUGGAGCGCCUGGUCAAGGAUACCAACUAUCGCGGCCACACCAGCAUCACAUUCCCGGUGAGGAACUCGCGCGUGGAGAUUUACAAUGCUUGCCGCGUGAACCAAAUGCGCUUGACCAAGUGGAUCGAGGUCAUGUUUAUGCUGACGCUCAUGUUCCUCUUUGCAUGGCCCUACCUGUUCUUCCGCACCAAGCGCUGGGAAACAGUCUACACCGAAUGGUCCAUGAGCCGCCAGGAGCCAGAUGGCACAGGCUGCAUGGAACGUCGAUAUACUUCCAUGAGUGAGGCACAGUGGUAUCACAUGUGGGCGAGAGCCAUCCAGAAAGCCGUGUUGGAACGCAGGCAGGGACACCUUGACCAGGGAGACGUCGAGAGGGCUGAUCAGCCGGCCGAUCAAGCUGGCGGCUUUGCUGGCAUGGUACAAGCUGGUGUAGAGGCUAUGGGGGUUGUAAACCGAUCAUUUGGAUGGGGAGGCGAUAGCGGCAGUGCUGGAGGUUCACGCUUCAAGUUUGGAAGGCGUUGA
Trichoderma gamsii is the source of this 1284-nucleotide messenger RNA. RefSeq lists its product as hypothetical. The record is from RefSeq and is a predicted model, not a curated record. Lineage: Eukaryota; Fungi; Ascomycota; Sordariomycetes; Hypocreales; Hypocreaceae. The transcript has a single exon. Bases 1 to 1284 code for a protein of 427 amino acids.